CCCAACUACCCAUCUUCUCUCCUCUUCCCAGAAUGUAAUGGAACAGUUCAACCCUGGGCUCAGGAACCUGGUCAACCUGGGGAAGAGCUAUGAGAAAUCAGUGGCAGCGAUGAGCCUGGCUGGAAAGGUGUACUUUGAUGCGGUCUCUAAGAUCGGGGAGAAUGCUGCGGUCUCUCCUGUCUCCAGGGAGUUGGGCGUUGUGCUGAUGGAGAUAUCCGAGGUCCACAGGAAAGUUCACCUUGAGCUAGAGGAGAAUUUCAAGAGGUUUCACAGCGAGAUAAUAGCUGAAUUGGAGAGGAAGACAGACAUGGAUGUAAAAUACAUGACAGCCACCUUUAAGAGAUACCAGACAGAGCACAAGAUGAAGCAGGACUCUCUGGACAGGUCGCAGUCUGACCUGAAGAAACUCAGGAGGAAGAGCCAGGGCAAGAACACCUACAAGUACGAAAACAAGGAGAGUGAGUGCCUGGAGACGCUGAGGUCAGGGCAGAUGGACAUGCAGAAGUUCAUCGCCGAAGGCUGCAAGGAGGCUCUGCUGGAGGAGAAGAGACGCUUCUGCUUCCUGGUGGACAAACACUGCACCUUCUCCUAUCAGAUCGCUGCCUUCCACGACAAGGCCAGAGACAUGCUUUUCGGGAAGCUGCCCACCUGGCAGGACAAGUGUGGCGAUGCCACCAACGUGCCCGAGAGCGUGAUGUCUAUGAUUGAGGGUCUUCGCACCCCAGUGUCCAUCACCCCCCAGGCCUCCCCCGUCUCCCAGAGACACAGUAGGAGCAACUCCAUAUUCCGGGACACAGUUCCACCCCCUGCCCCGGCACUGAAGGCUCAGACCAGCCCAUUGGCCAACUACAGGGACAACGGAGGGGAGGAGAGUGGUCUAGGUCCCAGGUCAGUGUCUGUGGCCACAGGACUCAACAACAUUGUGAAGAGACCCAGGGUCCGCACCAUCUUCCCCCACACCUCUGGGACCAACGCUACGCUGCUUAGCUUUGACGAGGGAGACAUCAUCACCCUGCUCAUACCUGAUGAGAGGGAUGGAUGGCUUUAUGGAGAACUGGAGAAGACCAGGCAGAGGGGAUGGUUUCCAUCAUCCUAUUGCCGGGCAUAUUCAGAGCCAAUAGUGAAUAACAACAGUGUGGGGGCUCCUCCCAUGCGCAGUAAGAGCGUGGUGAACCUGCUCCACCAGGACACAGAGACAGAUGAUUCCUCCAUGGUCCUCCCCCCUCCCGACUACAGCGACUUCCCCAAGAGGAGUGUCCUCCCAGGCAGCAAGCAGCACUCGCCCUCCCUCUCCGCCUCCUCCGGCUCUUCUGUACACACGGGAACCCAACUGAAUGGGUUUGGAAAGACGCCUCUUUUCCUCGGGGGAGGGAACCCGUUCACCGCAGUCAAGCUACGUCCCACAGUCACCAAUGACCGCUCAGGCCCAGUCAUCUAAACCUCCAGACCCAUCCUCCUGUCCACCUCUACACAGCACCUCCAGCUGGGCAUCACCCCAUGCUCUCCCCCCUCCUCCUCCAGGCGGAUGGACCCAGGGCCGGACACUAGUGGACAGGACAACUUGACACUGUGGGCUGCUGUGCUGAACAUCCAGUCAUUUCACUACUACAGAUGCCAUUAGAAAUGACAUUGUCUGAUACACAGUUGCCCUACUGCUGCAAACGCUCUCCCUGAGAAGGUGGGAUUUAUUUAUGUAAACAGAUGCACAUAUAUAGAUUUUCUAGACCUAUUUUUGUCGGCGAUGAUGAGUGGCGACAUACUACAUGCGUUCUCGCUGGGCGUGUGCGAAAAGGAGUCGAGGAAAGCCUGAGAUUGGGCCGUUGAAAUAUCAGAAUGUAUUUAUGACAAUUUUCUUUUGCUUGUUCAAUCACUCGUCAAAGAUUUUUCGUUGCUAUAGGGCAGUAGAUAAAUGAAUGUAUGCAAUAUGGGCCGUAUGCAUCACAAUUUACGGAGGUCCUUAUGGUAGUGUUGCUCUUGUUAUUGUUGAUGUAUCUCCAAUAUGAUAUGUAAAAUUGCAUUGUUGCUAUCAUUACUAAAGACCAACAGCUGGCGACUGUCAAAUGUAACUAUACUCAUUCAAGGGAAGCGCACACAUCGUUUCUUCCCCUCAACUCCUUCCAAGAAGUGUACAACGAAUUUGAUUGGUUGAGUGUGUCAUUGUCAUCUUGCUGAUUGGUUUUACAGUUAAGUGUUCAUACAGUGCUCCUGUUACUAGUGGAAGAUGUGAGACGUGUUUACCUUAACUCUAUAUACCAACAGUAAUCAUUCUGUGAAACGUCUCUCACCGGUCUCUGUUAUUCAAGUAGCCCGGGUCAUGUUCAUUAGGCACCAAAUGGAAGAAAGCAGAAUAAAACCUUUGAGGGAAUGUUUCUUAUUGUUUGAUAAGAAAUGUUCAACUGUUUUAAAAGGUUUUCCAUUACGUUUCCUAAUGAAUAUGAGCCAGUAGUGCUGUGGACAUACAUUUUUAAAAGGACAUGCUUAAAUGGAACUCAUAACUUCCCAUAGACCGUGCAGCCAUUUUGCAGUUAUCUUCAUGCUUCAAUUAAGGCAUUUUCAACCUAGUGGCUAAUUUUAUAAUUUUUCUUUGGUCUGCCUUGCCUACUCCCUGAGUUUGGAACGUUGCUGUAUGAAAAUAUACACUGAACAAACAUGUAAACGCAGCAUGUAAAGUGUUGGUCCCAUGUUUCAUGAGCUGAAAUAAAAGAUGCUGGAAAUGUUCCAUACGCAUAAAAAACGUACUUCUCUCAAAUGUUGUGGAGAAAUAAAUGUACAUCCCUGUUAGUGAGCAAUUCUCUUUUGCCAAAAUAAUCCAUUCACCUGACAGGUGUGGCAUAUCAAGAAGUUGAUUUAACAGCAUGAUCAUUACACAGGUGCACCUUGUGCUGGGGACAAUAAAAGACC
This is a messenger RNA of Salvelinus fontinalis (brook trout), 2901 nucleotides long. Its product is annotated as brain-specific angiogenesis inhibitor 1-associated protein 2-like protein 1. Gene Ontology annotation, biological process: actin crosslink formation; plasma membrane organization; actin filament bundle assembly. Gene Ontology annotation, cellular component: cytosol; nucleoplasm. Lineage: Eukaryota; Metazoa; Chordata; Actinopteri; Salmoniformes; Salmonidae. Gene Ontology annotation, molecular function: protein binding. The coding region runs from base 38 to 1438 and encodes 466 amino acids. The record is from RefSeq and is a predicted model, not a curated record. The transcript has 13 exons.